ACUGGUCCAAGCGAUUUUCAGUGGCGAUCCAGAAGAGAUACGGAUGUUGAUCUACAAAACUGAGGAUGUCAACGCCUUGGAUGCUGAGAAACGAACUCCUCUUCACGUUGCAUCAUUCCUGGGGGAUGCAGACAUCAUCGAGCUUCUCAUUUUGUCAGGCGCUCGUGUUAAUGCCAAGGACAAUAUGUGGCUGACUCCUCUCCACCGAGCAGUUGCUUCAAGAAGUGAAGAAGCAGUGCAAGUAUUGAUUAAGCACUCGGCUGAUGUCAAUGCUCGGGACAAGAACUGGCAGACCCCAUUGCACGUGGCGGCUGCAAACAAGGCAGUGAAGUGUGCGGAAGUCAUCAUCCCCAUGCUGAGCAGUGUCAACGUCUCUGACCGAGGCGGGCGGACAGCAUUGCACCACGCAGCACUGAAUGGCCACAUUGAGAUGGUGAACCUGCUCUUAGCCAAGGGGGCAAACAUCAAUGCUUUUGACAAAAAGGACAGAAGAGCUCUUCACUGGGCAGCGUACAUGGGUCACCUGGAAGUUGUUGCCUUACUGAUUAAUCAUGGUGCAGAAGUGACUUGUAAAGACAAGAAGGGUUACACCCCACUUCAUGCAGCUGCAUCCAAUGGGCAGAUUAACAUUGUGAAACACCUCCUUAACCUGGGGGUAGAGAUUGAUGAAAUGAACAUCUAUGGAAAUACUGCACUUCACAUUGCCUGUUACAAUGGUCAGGAUUCUGUUGUUAAUGAGCUGAUUGACUAUGGUGCUAAUGUAAAUCAGCCUAAUAAUAAUGGAUUCACUCCCUUGCAUUUUGCUGCUGCUUCCACUCAUGGAGCACUGUGUCUUGAACUACUAGUGAAUAAUGGGGCAGAUGUUAAUAUUCAGAGUAAGGAUGGGAAGAGCCCGCUACACAUGACAGCUGUCCAUGGGAGGUUCACACGGUCGCAGACCCUCAUUCAGAAUGGAGGGGAAAUUGACUGUGUUGAUAAGGAUGGUAACACCCCUCUGCACGUGGCUGCAAGAUACGGACAUGAGCUUUUGAUUAACACCCUCAUAACCAGUGGAGCUGAUACUGCCAAGUGCGGGAUCCACAACAUGUUCCCUUUACACUUAGCAGCGCUGAAUGCUCACUCAGACUGCUGCAGGAAAUUGUUGUCAUCGGGCUUUGAAAUAGACACCCCUGAUAGUUUUGGAAGAACGUGCCUCCAUGCUGCCGCUGCAGGAGGUAAUGUUGAAUGUAUAAAACUCUUGCAAAGCAGUGGAGCAGAUUUUAAUAAGAAGGACAAAUGUGGGAGGACACCUUUGCACUAUGCAGCUGCAAAUUGUCAUUUCCACUGUAUUGAGACACUGGUGACAACAGGAGCCAAUAUUAAUGAAACAGAUGACUGGGGACGCACCCCUUUGCACUAUGCUGCUGCUUCUGACAUGGACCGAAAAAAGAAUAUUUUAGGUAACUCCCAUGAAAAUGCUGAAGAACUUGAAAGAGCCAGUGAGAUGAAGGAAAAAGAAGCUGCGUUGUGUCUAGAGUUCCUUCUACAAAAUGAUGCCAAUCCGUCCAUCCAAGACAAAGAGGGGUACAACACUGUGCAUUAUGCUGCUGCAUAUGGGCACCGGCAGUGUUUGGAACUGCUUCUGGAAAAAACCAACAAUAUGUUUGAGGAAUCUGAUUCUGCAGCUACAAAAAGUCCUUUGCAUUUAGCAGCCUAUAAUGGUCAUCAUCAAGCCUUGGAGGUACUUCUCCAAUCUCUGGUAGAUCUGGAUAUUAAGGAUGAGAAGGGACGCACUGCUUUGGACCUGGCUGCAUUUAAAGGACAUGCAGAGUGUGUGGAAGCUCUCAUCAGCCAGGGUGCUUCUGUUACUGUAAAAGACAAUGUCACAAAAAGGACCCCCCUCCAUGCUUCAGUCAUUAAUGGUCAUACACCUUGUUUACGGCUGUUGCUAGAAGUUGCAGACAACCCUGAUGUGACAGACGCCAAAGGACAAACCCCACUAAUGCUUGCAGUGGCAUAUGGGCACAUUGAUGCUGUUUCUUUAUUACUUGAAAAAGAAGCAUCUGUAGAUGCAGCUGAUCUCCUGGGAUGCACAGCUUUACAUCGAGGGAUUAUGACUGGACAUGAAGAGUGUGUUCAGAUGCUGUUAGAGAAAGAAGUAUCUAUUUUAUGUAAAGACACCAGAGGCAGAACACCUCUGCACUUUGCAGCAGCUCGGGGUCACGCCACUUGGCUGAGUGAAUUACUGCAGAUAGCACUUUCAGAGGAAGACUGCAGUUUGAAAGAUAAUCAAGGUUAUACACCACUGCACUGGGCUUGUUACAAUGGUCAUGAAAACUGCAUAGAGGUACUAUUGGAACAAAAAUUUUUCCGCACAUUCUAUGGUAAUAGCUUCUCUCCAUUGCACUGUGCUGUAAUCAAUGAUCACGAAAACUGUGCAUCACUGCUCAUCGGAGCCAUCGAUGCCAGCAUUGUCAAUUGCAAAGAUGACAAAGGAAGAACACCCCUUCACGCAGCAGCCUUCGCAGAUCACGUGGAGUGCCUCCAGCUCCUCCUGAGUCACAGCGCACAAGUGAAUGCUGCGGAUCACGCAGGGAAAACACCUCUCAUGAUGGCAGCUCAAAAUGGUCACGUAGGUGCUGUAGACUUCUUGGUGAACAUUGCCAAGGCUGACCUGACAUUAAAAGAUAAGGAGUUGAAUACAUCUUUGCACUUGGCUAGCAGUAAAGGUCAUGAAAAAUGUGCCUUGUUAAUACUUGACAAGAUACAAGAACAGAGCCUUAUCAAUGCAAAAAAUAAUGCAUUGCAGACACCUCUCCACAUUGCUGCACGAAACGGCUUAAAGAUGGUGGUUGAAGAGUUGCUAGCCAAAGGGGCAUGUGUCCUAGCAGUAGAUGAAAAUGUUUCUAGGUCAAAUGGACCACGACCCUCGACUGCAACAGAUGUACAAAAGGAAGAAUGAGACUUUGUAAACAAACAAAAAAUUAAACAAAAAGGUAUCAUGAACUAACCAGCUGUACCAAGAGGACCAAAAUGCUUCAGUAAUUAAAUGGAAGACUUUGCUACAUUUAUUUUUUCUUCAAAUGUGAGUGACAUAAUGAAGUAGUUUUUCUAAACCAUAAAAAUAGAAACUUUUGAGGUAUUGAGUAGUCUUGAGUGAAUUUUACAUUUUAUGAUGCAGGUUUCAAGUUGACAUUUGUAACUGAUGAUGUGUUGAUCACAGUUAUUUUUUUUCUCCAGACUAAAGAAUAUGUUCAUAUACUUUUAAUGUAAAUGUGUUUAUAUUUAUUUGAAAUGAAACAAAUGCCCAGGAAAAAUAACUAUGGCUUGCUCUCCUAGUUAGCAUUUGUGCAUACUGUUUGGCAUGAUGCGAAAUGAAAUGUGAAUCUAGGCAAGGCUGAUGACCUGAGUAGAAAAAGGAAGGGCUGAUGCACUUCGGGAGAGUGCCCAUCUUGUAUGGAAUGCAAAGAUUAAGUCCACAGGCUAUAUUGGUAAAAAGCAGAAAGCAAAACACCUUCCCUCAUUUAAGAGCACAAGAAAAGGAUUCAGCCCCUUGCUAGACAAGUGAGAGAACACUGUACAGCUACAGUAAAGAGGGGAAAAGAUAGUGUAGCAUGGAGUCAAGGUGCUAAGGUUCCUGUGAUUCUCGCUCAGGCUGUCUGCAGGCCUCCAUCUGUGCUGGGAGGAUGAGGUGAGCUUCCUUAGUGCACACUUUCAGCAGGGUAAAUGAAAAGUAAGGAAUUUUAUUUUAGUUGCAGUUUUUAGCCAUGUUCCACUGAAUUGUUAAAAAUCUAUUGGCAGAUUCCAGUUCUUUAAUUAGG
Haliaeetus leucocephalus (bald eagle) is the source of this 3800-nucleotide messenger RNA. It is a transcript of the gene ANKRD44, whose product is annotated as ankyrin repeat domain 44. Bases 44 to 2941 code for a protein of 965 amino acids. The record is from RefSeq and is a predicted model, not a curated record. Gene Ontology annotation, cellular component: ciliary inversin compartment. NCBI's taxonomy places the organism in Eukaryota, Metazoa, Chordata, Aves, Accipitriformes, Accipitridae. Gene Ontology annotation, biological process: protein localization to ciliary inversin compartment. The transcript is spliced from 27 exons. Gene Ontology annotation, molecular function: protein binding.